UUGUUCUGGUUUGAAUACAAAUGCCCAGUUUAAUAAAAGCUUUGGCGAUUUUGUGCGCUGUCCUAUCCGUUAGAGCUUUCUGCUCAAACGGAAACAAAGCAGGGGGUUCCCAAAAAAUUGUAAUUGAGAUGAAGGGGUUGAAUAAAACUAGGGACUGUCAAUUGGGAGAUCCUUUAACUCCGGAGAUUUCAAAUUUGCUUGAUGGCGCCUUUGCACGCGUAGUUAGGUACAGAUUUGGAAGAAGAGUUCCAAACGAUUACUUAAUAGUACGUAAUGAAACCUGUAAAAAAGUUGACCAACGCCAGGACAUCCACGCGAAUGUAAUUUUCCCGGAAACCGAAUGUCGGAAAACUAUUUCGUACGUUGAAAUUAUUGCCGCGCAGAGUAGGGAAUAUGGACAUGCUGAAUUGGUGCAUGGAGGCAUUGGCAAAUGUUACAUUUCAAUUGAAGUUGUGGCGAGAGAUGCAAAAUAUUUGACGCUUACGGUAGCCAUUUAUGGCAGAUGAUUUUUGUGACCAGGAAUUGUAAAACAAAUUAUAAUAUCUGAAGACGGAACUAAUUUCACAAGUCGCAAAGGUCAUAUGUGUUAUUGAAUUCAAAUUUGUUUUGGUAAUAAAGGGAAUUUUAUUGGCUCAAAAAAUUGUUAAUUCGGCGGAAAACAUAAAAUCAAAAGUCUGAGUAAGAGUAACUUAAUGGCAGAAAAACUUUCUGACAGAAUAUUAUGCUGCAAUUGGAAAUGAAGUGUUUACAUAGCAUGCAAUUUUCCAGCCC
This is a messenger RNA of Hermetia illucens (black soldier fly), 771 nucleotides long. RefSeq lists its product as uncharacterized. The coding region runs from base 21 to 506 and encodes 161 amino acids. Lineage: Eukaryota; Metazoa; Arthropoda; Insecta; Diptera; Stratiomyidae. The record is from RefSeq and is a predicted model, not a curated record. The transcript is spliced from 2 exons.